AUCGGCGAGUGCCCGGCCGGCCGCCGGCGCGAGGACGCGCGAUGUUGAGCCGGCUUCAGGAGCUGCGCAAGGAGGAGGAGACGCUGCUCCGCUUGAAAGCGGCCCUGCACGACCAGCUGAACCGGCUCAAGUAUGGUCGCUCGAUACAGCUCUCGUCUCGCAAAGCCGACCGGCUGGCGGAUGCGCCCACUCUGCGAAGGGAGACGGUUGAAGAAAUGGCCCUCCAGUCAAUGAUUAGUUCUAGAAGAGAAGAUGAGGUGCUGUCUUCUCAACCUGCACCUGAACAGUCACAUGAUCAGAUGUUGGUGCACGUAGACAAUGAAGCAUCAAUCAACCAGACUGCACUGGAGUUGAGCACAAGGAGCCAUGUGCCAGAAGAGGAGGAGGAGGAGGAGGAAGAAUCAGAUUCCUGAAGGGGAGGAGAGCCAGGGUUAGUCAUAGGAGUUAAGUUCUAAGCCUCAGGAACUUUCUCUCUUCACAGAAUUCUUGCCAUGGGCCCUGUGGCCUCCUUUAAAAGGAAGCAAGAACUUUAGGAAGAUGAGUAGUUGUAAAAAUGGUUCCAUCAAUAACUCAAGUUUCAGAGUGCUUUAACCAAAAUUAGUGACGUACAGAAAAGCAGAGAUGCAGUGUUUCAAUACUGAGCAAUAUGGGUGGUGCUGUGUUUAUAUUCUGGUCAGAUUCAGUAAUUGUGUUCAAAACCAAAAACUUACUCUGAAAUGCUAUUGAGAAGGUCUGGCAUUUGCAAAAAGGGUAGAGUUUAAAUACAAGCCAGCCUUUCCAAUCGACAAUGCCUCUUUUAAGAAAACCAAUUAUAAAGACAGUUUGCAUGCCAUUGAACCCUUGUGAGCAGAGCAAGGCCACAGUGUGGGAGAGAAAGAUGACAGAGGACGACAGAGGGCCACUUGAGAGCACGAGCUGUUGCCACCUCUCAGUGACAUCAUAAAACUGCCUACUAACAUGCUUUGUAUGGCUGUCAUCACAUCUAGGUUGAGACCUCACUAUGGUAAAAUGUGCUUAGAAAUAAAGAUAAAUAGUCGUCAUGCAGCUUGCUGCUUUCCAGACAGAAACAGAGAAAAGGGUCAGUUCCUCUGGGGCGAACAAUACGGUAGGAUGGUUGAAAACCCAUUUCUGGACUUAGGAAACGUGCCAUUGAAGGAUCACUAGGCUUGGGAGGUUGGGUUUUGUAAUAAAGAGAUGAUAGUUACAGAGUAAGAGUUGUUAAACUUCGUAUUUGAAGUUGAGACUCAAUUUCUGCGUACUGUCCCUUUUCCACUGAAUAUACAGACAAGUAGUUGCUUAAUUUUGUGAAAGUAAUUGGCCCUGCCCAGAAAAGCCAAACAAAACACAACCUCCUCAAGCACAGCUCCUUACAAAACUGUUCCAGAAGAGAGCACAGACAUAUUUGUUAAUAUUUCAUUAAAGUUAUUUUGAGCUACUCUUACAGGAAGUAGCCAGAAGUUUAACUGAGCAUGUUUCUUGAAAAACUGUGUGAAAAUUAUUUUGCAACAAAAAGCAUCAAGGUACACAUUUGGGGGGCUAACUUAAAAUAUGAGCAUGGGUUUUCAAGAGCUAGAAAAGUUAGGUAUGAAUUCUAGCUUGACCACCAACUGGUUGCUUGCUUUUCACCUUUGCAGCUCACUUUCCCAUGUAUAAAAUGAGAGUACUCAUAUCUGCUCUAGUAGUUUCACAGGUCCUUGUGAGACACUCACAAGGCAUCCUUUAAAGGUCCAACUAUUGGCAAUUCCCUGGCGGUCCAGUGGUUAGGACUCCGCGCUUUCACUGCCGAGGGCCCGGGUUCAAUCCCUGGUGGGGGAACUAAGAUCCUGCAAGCCUUACGGUGGCUGGGGAAAAAAACAAAUCCAACUAUUAUUGGCGUCUCAGGAAGUUUGAGUAAGGAAUUUGGCCUGAGGAACUCAAAAAACACAGCAAGAGUAAUGUAGGGAACAUUCUUGAGAAUUAGAUCAUUCUUGGUGAAAAGUACUAGGAAGAAAUCUUUUUGACUCUCAAAAUGAAAUAUCUUUGGAUGUGAAUAGAGGAUUUAAAACACCCGUCAAAAGACAUUGACCUUGGAAGUGUUCAGAUCCAGGUUUUAGACACCAGGUUACCCCAUUCAUUAGUUGGCACACUUUGAGACAUUCUCAGUGGUGGUGACAUCCUCUCUGUUAGGAAAAGACCCUGGGUGUGAGUAGGGUAUGGGUCUUAAACCUCGUCUGAAUGUUUGUGUAUUGAAAACAUGUAAGUUAGGCUGUUGACUUAGAACGGAUGUUAGCCUCGCAGUGAGAAAAAAUAAAUG
Messenger RNA from Mesoplodon densirostris (Blainville's beaked whale), 2293 nucleotides. It is a transcript of the gene SNAPC5, whose product is annotated as small nuclear RNA activating complex polypeptide 5. The transcript is spliced from 4 exons. Gene Ontology annotation, biological process: transcription initiation at RNA polymerase III promoter; transcription by RNA polymerase II. NCBI's taxonomy places the organism in Eukaryota, Metazoa, Chordata, Mammalia, Artiodactyla, Ziphiidae. Gene Ontology annotation, cellular component: nucleus. Bases 42 to 413 code for a protein of 123 amino acids. The record is from RefSeq and is a predicted model, not a curated record.